Messenger RNA from Colletotrichum abscissum, 603 nucleotides. RefSeq names its product GTP-binding protein ypt1. Gene Ontology annotation, molecular function: GTP binding; GTPase activity. The coding region runs from base 1 to 603 and encodes 200 amino acids. NCBI's taxonomy places the organism in Eukaryota, Fungi, Ascomycota, Sordariomycetes, Glomerellales, Glomerellaceae. The transcript is spliced from 5 exons. Gene Ontology annotation, biological process: vesicle-mediated transport. The record is from RefSeq and is a predicted model, not a curated record.
AUGUCGUACGACUACCUCUUCAAGCUUCUCCUCAUCGGUGAUUCCGGUGUUGGAAAGUCUUGCCUUCUGUUGCGAUUCGCCGACGACACAUACACCGAGUCCUACAUCUCCACCAUCGGUGUCGACUUUAAAAUCCGCACGAUAGAGCUCGAUGGAAAGACGGUGAAGCUGCAAAUCUGGGAUACUGCCGGUCAGGAGCGCUUCCGCACCAUCACUUCCUCCUACUACCGUGGUGCCCACGGCAUCUGCGUCGUCUACGAUGUCACCGACAUGGACUCUUUCAACAACGUCAAGCAAUGGCUCCAGGAGAUCGACAGAUACGCCACCGAGGGCGUCAACAAGCUGCUCGUUGGCAACAAGAGCGAUAUGUCCGACAAGAAGGUUGUCGAGUACACCGUCGCCAAGGAAUUUGCCGACAGCUUGGGCAUUCCCUUCCUUGAAACCUCUGCAAAGAACGCCAGCAACGUCGAGCAGGCUUUCCUGACCAUGGCCCGCCAGAUCAAGGAGCGCAUGGGUAGCACGACCGCGAACAACACGAAACCCUCCGUACAGGUUGGCCCCGGCCACGGUGUCUCCUCGAACUCGGGAGGUGGCUGCUGCUAA